Molecule: messenger RNA, 2019 nt
Organism: Aptenodytes forsteri (emperor penguin)
Lineage: Eukaryota; Metazoa; Chordata; Aves; Sphenisciformes; Spheniscidae
Product: lipopolysaccharide-binding protein
Exons: 15
Coding region: 1-2019 (672 amino acids)
Biological process (GO): defense response to Gram-negative bacterium; lipopolysaccharide-mediated signaling pathway; innate immune response
Molecular function (GO): lipopolysaccharide binding
Source: RefSeq, a predicted model, not a curated record
AUGUGCUGGAGAGCCCCAGGGAGGGCCCAGCCCUGCGGGCACCUGCGCCCCAACCAGUCCCUCACUGUUUUCACGGGACCUGAUUCAUCCCGGAAGGGAUUAGGGACCAGGGAACCGGGUGACGUUCUGGUCCGACCAGCCCGGCUGCCCCGGGAUGGACAUCGGCGUCAGAGCCGGUCCCUGCUGCUUGCUGCCCCACCCCCCAUGGCGUGGGGCCCCGUGCCCGCCUGCCACGGUGAGGUUUGGUGCAGGGCGGGGCACCUAGGGAUAGAGGGGCUGUGGUGGGUGCGGGGUGGGGACCAGGGGCAGGAGGCCCCCGCCUGCCACGCCUCCAGGUCCCGGCACCAUCCCCAAGGCACACCAGGGCCGGCGUGGCUCUGUCUCUUGCUCCUGCUGACUGCCCGCGUGCCCGCGGCCGGCACCAACCCCGGCAUCAAGGCCCGGCUGACCCGGAAGGCAUUGGAAUUCGGCCGGCAGUUUGGGCUGGAGCUGCUCCAGUCGCUGCUGCAGAAGGAACACGAGCUAAACCUGACGGGCUCCUACUACAGCCCGCUCCUGGGGACAUUCACCUACGCUGUGCCCCGGAUCCACAUCCACGAGCUGCAGAUAAACGACUCUGCCGUGGACUUCGCCGAGGACGUGGGGGUGAGGCUGACAGUGCAGCGCGCCCGCAUCUGGCUCAGCGCCGAGUGGGGAGCCCAGCUGGGCGCCAUCCAGGACAAGGGCUCCAUCGAGCUCCGCAUGCGUGACCUGGCCGUGGCAGCGGUGCUGGGGGUGAGCGUGGAUGGCACUGGCCGCCCCAUGGUGUGGAGCGCUGGCUGCGACGCCCGUGGCACUGACCUGCACAUGGAGUUUCACCAUGGACACAGCUGGCUCUACAACCUGCUGGCACCGCUGCUCCAGAGACCUCUGCGGCAGGAGCUGAACAAGCAGCUCUGCCUUGAGCUCCGCAGGGGCAUCCACAGGCUGGAGGCUGCCCUGAAGCACAUGAAAGUGUCCACCCAGCUGGACCCCUUCGCUGCCAUCGACCACUCCCUGCUGGGGCGGCCGGCCAUCAUGGCAGAGCACGGGGACGUCGCCCUCAAGGGGGAGUUCUUCAGGGUGGGCAAGUGUCAGCAGAGACCCUCCUCGGCGCUGCCCGUGGCGCUGCCCGUGGAGUUGCCUGCAGCUCUGCCCACUGCACUGCCCGCAGCGCACGAGCCCAUGCUGCUGCUGGCCAUCACAGAGUUCGUUGCCAACUCGGCCGCCUUCGCAUACUUCACAGCCGGGGCCCUGCACAGGAACAUCUCCAGCAACAUGCUCCCGCGGCGGUUCCCGCUCCAGCUGAGGACCAAGAGCAUGGGGGUCUUCUCCCCGCAGCUGCAGGAGCGCUACCCAGACCAGCCCAUGGAGCUGCACCUCUCGGCCCGCCGGCAGCCCCUGCUCUCCUGCCACCCCGACGCCCUGCACGGGGCCCUCUUCAGCUCCGCCGAGGCCUUCGUGGUGCUGCCCAAUGCCACCCGCGUCCCCGCUUUUCUGCUGAACAUCGACGCCAACGUGACGGGGAAGCCGACCAUCACCGGCAACAGGCUCGGGGGCACCGUGAGCCUGAGAGGGCUCAGCGUGGCGCAGGUGACGUCGCAUGUGGGCCCAGUGGAGGUGAGACGGGGCAGCCAAGGGGAGCCUCGGGCUCUGCACCAGCCUGGGAGCAGGCCCGGAGGAGCGGGUGUGGGGAGGGACGUGCACUGCCCCGCAGCAAUCUACAUUCAGAGGGAGGAGGAGGAGGAAGAGGAGGACGAUCCCUUCAAACCGGGCACAGCCCUGGGCCUGACACACCGAGACCAGCCUCAGCUCCCAGCAGCUGAUGUCCAGGGAGAAAGGGGCUCGGGGGCUCACGCGAGGCCUCCCGGCCUCUGCCUCUUCUUCCUGGAUCCCUCACCACGACCGGGACAAGCUCUUCCCCGGGGAAGCGGGGACAGGAUAGGGAUGCUGCAGGGAAGCUCCGUCCCGUUCGGCAGCCUGCCUCUUCCCGGGGCCUGA